Penicillium taxi is the source of this 1833-nucleotide messenger RNA. Its product is annotated as putative regulatory factor Sgt1. Gene Ontology annotation, cellular component: nucleus. The coding region runs from base 1 to 1833 and encodes 610 amino acids. The record is from RefSeq and is a predicted model, not a curated record. Gene Ontology annotation, molecular function: RNA binding; translation initiation factor activity. Gene Ontology annotation, biological process: translational initiation. The transcript is spliced from 3 exons. NCBI's taxonomy places the organism in Eukaryota, Fungi, Ascomycota, Eurotiomycetes, Eurotiales, Aspergillaceae.
AUGGCGACUGAGGAGGAUAUUGCGUGGUUUAAGUCUACUUUCCAUGACAUUCCAAAGCCCGAGCUCCCCGACGACUCUGUCGAGUAUUUCAUCUAUUAUCUGCCCUCCCCGCUACCCGCUGUUAUUGAUGCAGCAUCCGAGAGUCGAGCCAAGCUAUCAGAAGUUCAGCGAACUGCUGCGGAGAUAAGUAAAGAUCUGUUGAAGGGUUACAUCUGGCAGCGUGAUGGCUUCAAGCUGGAAAUAUCCAAGGAUGAUGGAAUUGCCUCUCUCCACGGCCGUACAAACUACGGCGACUCAAUUGAGGACGAAUGGGUCAUCGUUUACAUCCUGCGCGAAUUGACAAAACGACACAAGGACAUCUGGGUCCAGGUGAAGGACACUGAUGGAGAGUUUCUGCUCAUCGAGGCCGCAGGCGCUCUCCCCGCAUGGCUAGAGCCAGAGGUCGCAGAUAACAGGGUUUGGAUCAACCAGGGUGACCUCAAGAUCAUCAAGCCUAGGCAAGACAACGGAAAGAAAACCAAGAAAAUCAAGAGAGUUACCGAGAAGCUUUCCCUGAGCGAUGCGCACAAGAUUAUUCAAGACGAGCCGACUAUCUUCUUUCACUCCACCAUGAUCCAAGAAGAGGCCUUCUACCGACUACGAAACUACCCCAAGCAAAUAUCCGAAAACCUUCACUCCGCGAUCGUGACCAUUCCCCGCAAAGUCGCAUUCCUCCUUCGUCAGAAGCCCGCAUACAUCUCACCCGCCGUCGAAGCGCUCUACAUUCGCGACCCGAUCGCCUUGCGACCUCUCAAGGCAAAGGAUGCGUCCAAACUUAUUUUCAAACCAGACGACAUGGUCACUGUCAGUGUCCGGUUUACACGAGUAGGCUAUGCGCAAUUAAAGAGUCAGGAUUUCCCUGCGCCAACCACCUGGACAGGCAAGGUGCCUAUACCCGAUGGUUCGCCAGCUUACAACCGUGCGGAAACUGGGAUGAAACUCGCAUGUGGAUUUGAAAUGCUUCUACACGACCCUCAACACCAAGACAAGCCAUCGGUGCGAGAAAUGAAAUUACUCUUGGAAGACGUAGAUACUGGGGAUGAAGAGUUACCUACAGAUACAGAGAUCGAAAAGUGGGAUAUGCGCGAAGACGAUGAAAAGUGGCUGGAUAUCAGCUUUGAAGACCUUGAUCGGGAGCUCAAGGGAAAGGGCAAGGGCACAGAGGGAGAGGCUGACGGAGACUUCGGCGAUAUGAGUGCCCAAGAAAACCUACAACGGAUUGUGGCGCGCUUUGAAGAAUUCUUGAAUGAUACCUCGGCCGGCCCAGAAGGUGCCAACUUCAUGGACGACGACUUCGACACGGACUCUGACGUUAGCAUGGACGACGAAGAGUCCAGUAGUGAUGGAGAGGAUAAGGACGGGUCAUUUGACGAGGAAGAAUUUACUCGGAUGAUGAAAGAGAUGAUGGGAAUGCCCGGAUUUGAACAAGAAUCGAACGAGCUGGUCGCGUCCAUGCUCGAUCGGAUCAAGGAGGUUGGGGACGAGGAUGGGGAAGACGAAGAUGAGGAAGACGACACGGAACAGAUCCAGGAGCUAUCGCGCCAAAUGGGAGCCGAGCUUCAAGGAACUGGAGUACUGGAUCUGAAUCAGAAGUCGCAAUCAGGAAAGGGUAAAAAGGGUAAGAAGGGUAAAAAUGGCAAAGGGGGCGAGGUAGGUGAAGGCGAGGAUGGAAAUGAUAAUAUCAACCUCGCCAAGAAUCUACUGGAGGCUCUUCAAGGACAGGCAGGUACAGCGGGACCGGCUGGUAGUAUGCUCUCUAUGAUGAACCUACCGAUGCCCAAACACGACCAGUGA